Molecule: messenger RNA, 3397 nt
Organism: Fundulus heteroclitus (mummichog)
Lineage: Eukaryota; Metazoa; Chordata; Actinopteri; Cyprinodontiformes; Fundulidae
Product: cationic amino acid transporter 2
Exons: 15
Coding region: 515-2347 (610 amino acids)
Biological process (GO): transmembrane transport; amino acid transport
Cellular component (GO): plasma membrane
Molecular function (GO): amino acid transmembrane transporter activity
Source: RefSeq, a predicted model, not a curated record
AUUUGUGUUGUUUUUGUCGCACCAUUGAUGGCUCCUCGUCGGACCGGAGAUAAAGGUUAGAGAUGGAUCCUGAGAGGCAAGAAGCAAACAGGACGCUCAGAAGAUACAAUGGUGACAAACCUCCCACAAAAAAUGUGGACCUUGAAGUGUUGAGCUAUCCGGAAGGCAUUAUCAUGAGAGGAGUGAUUGAUCAGGACCUGAAACAGUGACCUAUCUCUCAAGCGAUAUCUGCAGGAGUGGAGAGAGCCAACUUUGCAAGACGGACGUAUUUUUUUUUAAAGCCACUGAAAGAAGUAAUAGGGCAUAUAACCAAUGACUGAUUAAAGGGUAAUCAGGGAAUGGGCGUUGUUUUCUGUCCUGUGGACAGGGACGCAAACUCCAGGCAUCAGCACAAUCAUAUCUUGGGGGAGAUAAAGGAGGUCACAUAUAAAAGAAAUAUCUAGUUUUAAGGGAAUGACGGAUCCUGUCGUAUCCUCUGAGCACACCUGUGAGGCAGAAACCUACGAAGACAAGCAUGCCGUGCGGUGUGGUCAAGUCCUUUCUGGUGAGCCUUUCUCGCAGGAAGCCCAUCGAGCCCGACGGGGAAGAGUCCACCUUUAACCGAUGCCUGACCACGCUGGACCUGAUCGCUCUGGGCGUGGGGAGCACCCUGGGGGCCGGGGUCUACGUGCUCUCCGGAGAGGUGGCCAGAGACACGGCCGGACCCAGCAUCAUCAUUUCUUUCUUCAUCGCAGCCUUGGCGUCUAUAUUCGCCGGACUGUGCUACGCGGAGUUUGGAUCCAGGGUUCCCAAAACGGGCUCGGCUUACCUCUACAGCUACGUGACGGUCGGAGAGCUGCUGGCUUUCAUCACCGGCUGGAAUCUGCUGCUCUCCUAUGUCAUAGGAACAUCCAGCGUUGCUCUGGCGUGGAGUGGGACGUUCGAUGACCUGAUCGGGGGUGUCAUAUCCAAGUACUUUGAGGAAAAUGCAGCCAUGGGACUUCCUGGCUUGGCGGUUUAUCCAGAUGUCUUCGCAGCCGGUCUCAUCUUGCUGCUUUCAGGCGUGCUGGCAUUUGGCGUGAAAGAGUCAACGACCAUCAACAAGAUCUUCACGGCGAUCAACAUCUUGGUGCUGCUGUUUGUGAUCAUCUCUGGAUUUAUCAAAGGGGACAUCUCCAACUGGGAGAUCAGCGAAGAGGCUCUGAUAAACGCCACAGCGCAAUUCAAGAACCUGAGCGACACCACCAAUGUGACGAGCAUUUACGGCGUGGGGGGAUUUUUUCCUUAUGGCUUCAGCGGCACCUUGGCAGGAGCUGCAACGUGUUUCUAUGCUUUUGUUGGGUUUGACUGCAUCGCUACAACAGGCGAGGAGGUGAAGAACCCUCAGAAAUCAGUCCCUGUGGGCAUUGUGGCGUCGCUCCUGAUUUGCUUCCUGGCCUACUUUGCGGUGUCUGCUGCCCUCACCCUGAUGAUGCCCUACUACCUGCUCAACGAGAAGAGCCCCCUGCCCGUGGCCUUUGAAUACGUCGGCUGGGGACCCGCCAAAUACGCCGUGGCCGUGGGAUCGCUGUGUGCUCUGUCUACCAGCCUGCUGGGCUCCAUGUUCCCAAUGCCCCGGGUCCUCUUCGCCAUGGCAAGAGACGGGCUGCUUUUCCAGCCUUUGACCAAAGUCACCGCCAAGGGCAGUCCUGCUGUAGCGACCAUAUCAUCUGGAGUCGUGGCAGCCAUCAUGGCGCUCCUGUUCGACCUGGAAGCCCUGGUGGAAAUGAUGUCCAUUGGAACUCUGUUUGCGUACACGCUAGUAGCAAUAUGCAUCCUGAUACUGAGGUACCAGGCGGGUCCAUCUGAAGACACGGACCUACAGAUCAAAGAAUCAAGCACCAAGUUUGGAUUCCUGAAGGCUCCCUCCUCUCCCAACUCUGUCACAGCGAAAAGAGUCACAAUCCUGACUAUAAGUUCUGUCGUCUGCGUGGUGGCACUGUGCAUCACCCUGACUCAAGGCAUAGACGCUCUGGCUAAUGCAGAGGCAUGGAGCUUGGUGCUCGUCUGCAUCUUUUCCUUCAUCCUGCUCCUCCUUCUAGCCUUCAUCUGGAUUCACCCACAGAAUCCCACAAGGGCAACAUUUAUGGUGCCUUUUCUCCCUGCUCUACCUUUACUAAGCACGCUCAUCAAUGCCUACUUGAUGGUGCAGCUAGGUUCGGCCACGUGGCUGAGAUACGCCAUCUGGAUGCUAGUUGGCUUAGUUAUCUAUUUUGGCUACGGAGUCCGUAACAGCAUUCAGGGCAAGCGGCUCAGGGCCCACCAGACCAACAUCGAGACGGUCAGCGGCAAAACGGACAUGGAAAUAAUUAAAGAGGAGAGGUUGUGAGCGCCAGAGGGAGUGACGAGAGAUACACUGAGAUGUUACACAGCGCAGCCGCUUUUAAAUGUGUACUUCCUGUUCCUCACGCGUCAAACGCCAUUUACUUGGGUUUGGUUUAAAGGCCGAACGUGCCAGCGAACAGGUUUACAGAACGAGAAAUACCCAAAGAGGGAAACGAGUUGUUUCUGCGCUGCAACUUUAUUACAGUUAAAUGUUGGUACUACUGUGUAACGCACCACUGCACACUCAGCAUGUUUAGAAUCAGAGACGUACACUGGACUUCCUCAAAGGCCUUGGAGUUAAACUCAAAUAUUAUUAUUAUUUCUUUUUUUUUUUUUUUGAUACCUUUAUUUCGAACAUGCAGGAGAAAGUAUAUACGAAUAAAACUAAAAAAGAAAAAAAAACAAUAAAACAAUGUUUAAAAACAUUCGGAAAAAAACAACAAACAUGGUACCCUUCUUUCCUGAGUUAAUAUACCUCUAUUUCAUUUAAAAUAAAUUGAAUUAUUUAACAUGUUUGUGCUUUUAUGGUGCCUCCCGCAAAAUUGUUCUGAAAUGAAAAAGAAAAACCCUGACAACAAUAAAUGUAAUAGAAUAGUAAACAACAGAAAUUGAUCAAUAUUCUGUGGAUAUUUGACAUUUUGAUACGCUGAAAAUAAUGAAUAACGGGUUUACCCUUUUAAUAAUAAUUGUAAAACGUGUUUUGUAAUUGUAAUGAUGUUUAUAAGUGACAUGCUUUCGUUUCAUUCGGGGUUUCUUUUUUGUUUCGCUUUGUUAACUUAUAGUAUUUGGCAGAAGCAGAUGUACUAUUUACAACAUGACAUUUUGUGCAGCAUCCUAUUUGUUUGGUCCUUCUUUUGGUAUUAUGUUUAAACAUAAAAAUGCCGUUGCCUUUACGUGUAAAUAUGGACAUUUUACAUGUUUGCUAUAAUUCUGUAAGUGUACUCUUCCUAAUUUAAAAAGGAAAAAAAAAAAUCAAAGUCUUAUUUGUAAUCUGGAGUUACUUUUGUCGCAGGUUGACUGAAGGUAAAAUGAAUAAACAAGUGAAUAAAUAUUG